UCUCUGUGUGUGAGGACAGACGGGGAAAUCAAGAUGUUCUCAGACAGCUGACGAAUCAGCUAAGCCCCUUUCUUUUUUUCCUGGAGUUUCAGAUUGGUAUCUGCCCAGGUGUGUGCAGUCUGUGCUGGUAGGUAGCGGUGGUGAGACGUAGCUCUUAAUGUCUUGAAACUGUGCAGUUUUUUGAGUUUUUAAUUUACAAAGAAAAGUCCACUCGCCUCAGCGUCACCUUAGCGUUAGUAAACCUGCAUUUAAAGGCAGCAACGGGAAUUGAGGAAAGUGCAAUUAAAGACCACAGGUGGGAGGAUUUCCAAGACAACUGUUCCAAAUGGGAAAAGUGCACACUCUACUGGUGUUCAUGCUGCAAGUAAUGUACACUGUCCAUGCAGCCUCCACUUUUUCUAAUGGCUUCUUCUACCAGGACAUCUUGAAUGGAAACGGAAAUGGAGAAAUUCAUUUCAACGGCAUUAAACUCCGAGUUGAGGCUCAGCCGCACUCUGUGUUUGCUGUGAGGGGCAGUAAUGUCACCCUGCCCUGCCGCUUCUGGUACGAGCCUCCCUUAAUCAGCCCACGAAGGGUGAGAGUGAAAUGGUCCCUAUUACCACUUUCCAGGGACCAUGAAUCUGAUGUGCUUGUGUCUAUUGGUCACCGUCAACGAAGCUUUGGUGCAUUUGAAAAUCGAGUACAUCUUCACAAGGAUGUCCAUGGAGACAUUUCACUCACUAUAACCAACUUGAGCCUGGAGGACAGUGGGCAGUAUCGCUGUGAGGUUAUUGACGGGUUGGAGGAUGAAAGUGCAACAGUGGAUUUGGGGCUCAGAGGUGUAGUGUUUCCCUACCAACCGCAUCAUGGCCGCUACCACCUAACCUUUAAGGAAGCCCAAAAAGCCUGUAAUGAACAAGAUGCUACUGUAGCCUCAUUCGCUCAGCUCUUUGCUGCCUGGCAGGAAGGUCUGGACUGGUGUAACGCUGGUUGGCUGUCAGAUGGCACAGUGCAGUAUCCUAUUGUCCAGCCCCGGCAGCCUUGUGGAGGCCUUGAUCUGGCUCCUGGGGUACGCAGCUAUGGAGCCAGACACAAACAUAGAAACCGCUACGAUGUCUUUUGCUUUACCUCCACUGUUACAGGACAAGUGUACUUCCUGCAGCGUCCCCAGAAGUUCAACUAUACCAUGGCAGCCCAGGCCUGCAUUGAUGAUGGUGCUCAGAUUGCCAAAGUUGGUCAGCUCUUUGCAGCGUGGAAGUUUCUCAAGCUGGAUCAGUGUGAUGCAGGAUGGCUGGCAGAUGGAAGUCUGCGCUAUCCGAUCAGCAAUCCUCGCCCAAGCUGUGGUCCUCAGAAUUCAGGGGUCCGUAGCUUUGGCUUUCCUUUGCCAUACAAUAAACAUGGUGUCUACUGCUAUAGAUCUAGGUAAAGAGCUCUUUGAUACUUUGCGCCUGCUGAAUGUGAAAUAUGAGACACAACAACCUUCUAUCCAACUAUAGGUUUGGACUUUUCAAUGACAAUUUUUUAGGAAAUAUUUUUUACGCAUUCUUGUCAAUAAUACUUUUAGACACACUUUUUCUAAGAAAAUGUUUCAUUUUUCAUUUUUUCAAGUAUUGAAAUAAAAAUCAUCAUUUGAUUGA
This is a messenger RNA of Silurus meridionalis, 1616 nucleotides long. Its product is annotated as hyaluronan and proteoglycan link protein 3-like. Gene Ontology annotation, molecular function: hyaluronic acid binding. Lineage: Eukaryota; Metazoa; Chordata; Actinopteri; Siluriformes; Siluridae. Gene Ontology annotation, biological process: cell adhesion. The transcript is spliced from 6 exons. Bases 326 to 1405 code for a protein of 359 amino acids. The record is from RefSeq and is a predicted model, not a curated record.